AGUGGAAGACUGUAGGGCAGGAAUUGUCAUUUUGCAGAUGGGUUUGGGAGGCCAGGAGGUUGGAGCAGGACGAUGACUGUGGUCUGUAAUUGAAUGCUGGCAGUCUGUAAUUGGUAAAGGCUGAAGGGGUGGAAUUUUCCCUGAUUCAAUUAAGGAUUGUAGUAAUGGAGAUGAACGGAGGAAGUGAUGAAGAAGAGUUCGGGUUUUCCAGAAACUACUUUCUGGCAAAGGAGUUGGGCGGCUCUGGAAAGAAAUCCACUCAUAAGCUCUCAGAUAUCAACAUCGUCGAUGAACAGGAACUGAGAGCAGCGGCAGAUAACAUUGAGCCGAAGCAUGAGAAAGAGAUCGAGGACUUAAUGAAGAGUUAUAAGAGUUUGUACCCCAGAUGGGUUUUCGAGCUCAGGUGUGGAUUUGGCCUUCUAAUGUAUGGAUUUGGAUCUAAAAAGGCAUUGUUGGAGGAUUUUGCUUCAUCAGCACUUACAGAGUAUUCUGUACUUGUAAUCAAUGGCUAUCUCCAGUCAAUUAAUAUAAAACAGGUGCUGAUAGCCUUAGCUGAAAUUCUAUGUGAUCAAUUGAAGACCAAACGAAAGACUUCUUCAGAAAACUUAUCGAAAGUUCGACAGUCUUUUAAUUCAAAAUCCAUGGAUGAUCUUCUUGCAUUCUUGAAUGGUCCACAUGUGGACGAAAAUGAUUGUUUCAUAUGCAUUUUGGUUCACAACAUUGAUGGGCCUGGUUUAAGAGACACUGAAACUCAACAAUAUCUUGCACGCUUAGCCUCGUGUUCCCAUAUCCGGGUGAUUGCAUCUAUAGACCAUGUCAAUGCCCCACUUUUGUGGGACAAGAAGAUGGUGCACACCCAGUUCAAUUGGUCUUGGUAUCAUGUUCCAACUUUUGCAGCGUACAAGGUUGAAGGAAUGUUCUUCCCUCUGAUCCUUGCUCAUGGCAAUACCACCCAAACUGCCAAAACCGCUGCGAUAGUUUUACAGAGUUUGACACCAAAUGCUCAGAGUGUUUUCAAAGUUCUUGCAGAAUAUCAGCUGUCUCAUCCUGAUGAAGAAGGGAUGCAGCUUAAUGAUUUGUACACCGUCUGUCGAGAACGCUUCCUAGUGAGUAGCCAGGUUACACUUAACGCUCAUCUGACAGAAUUCAAAGAUCAUGAGCUGGUUAAGACCAAAAGGCAUUCUGAUGGACAGGAUUGCUUCUACAUCCCUCUCACAUCUGAGGCGCUUCAGAAACUAUUACUGGAGAUAAGUCAGUAGUCUUUCUUUGAGAGGUUGGGUUGCCUCUUACAUUGCUUUGUAUCAGAAAGUGUGGAUUUUAACCAAAAAAAGAAAAAAGAAAAUUGGGAUUUAGUUAAAAUGAAAGCAAAAGAUAAAGAGGCCUUUGAAGGAUAUUUGAUAAGUGCAAUUUGACCAGGUGGGCUGUCUAUUUAUCCAAA
Ziziphus jujuba (common jujube) is the source of this 1438-nucleotide messenger RNA. Its product is annotated as origin of replication complex subunit 2. The record is from RefSeq and is a predicted model, not a curated record. Gene Ontology annotation, cellular component: nucleus; nuclear origin of replication recognition complex. Gene Ontology annotation, biological process: DNA replication. Gene Ontology annotation, molecular function: DNA replication origin binding. The transcript is spliced from 6 exons. Bases 165 to 1259 code for a protein of 364 amino acids. Lineage: Eukaryota; Viridiplantae; Streptophyta; Magnoliopsida; Rosales; Rhamnaceae.